UUUCAAUUCUUAAUUCACAAGGAAUCAACCUGAUAAACCCCCUCCCCCAUGCUUCUUCUUCCAUUGAGAGAGAGAGAGAAAAAGAUGUAUGUGACAAGGCCACUUUCGAUGUACAGGAAAUCUCCGAGCACCCUUUCAAUGGAGCCACCUGAUGCUCCAUAUUCAGGUUAUCUUGUAAUUACUGAUGAAGAGGCAGAAGCAGAAGAUUCAUUUUGUUGGGGUAGAUGCAAGCGUAAGAAUGUUAAGAAGUUGCCAUUCCCUCAAGAUAAGAUCCUCACCAUUCUUCAUUCAACCGAGUAUGGAGAAACAACAGCCACCAAGGUUUGGUUUCUCCCAGUUCUUGAUAAGCCUCUGUCUUCCAACCGCUACUAUGUCAUCAGGGCUAAAGGCAAGUACAAAGGGAAAGCAUGCAAAUGUUCAAGAGAGGAGGAUGUCAUGGCAUGUUGCUUCAGUAACAUGUUGAUGGAGAAAAAACCAAAAUCUUUUGAUCUCAAAGACCUUUACCAACAAUUCAAGAUUCAUAGCCAUCAAAGCGGUGGCUUCUUUGCCAAGUCUAUAGCACCUGAUGGCAUCCCUCCAAAGCCUCUAAGAAGAAAGGGAUGGAAAGUUCGCAGCUCAAGUAGUUUACGUCGAUUAGGUGAAGCUCUAGGCCUUGACACCUCACUCCGAGCACUUCUCCCGGAUUUCAAUUUUCCUAUUUUAAGAAAACGUUCAGCUUCUGUUGUUGUGGGGAAAUGGUUCUGUCCAUUUAUAUUUGUGAGAGAGAAAGCAGGGCUAAAGCACCAAAUGAAGAAGUCAACGUUUUAUUCCAUGACUCUUGAGCAGAAGUGGGAAGAAAUUUACUCCUGCAGGAAUGUUGACAGCGAAGACAACGUUGUCAUUGUGAAUGUUGAUGUGCAAAGAGAAGUCACUUUAGUUGCUGGCAAGGAAGCCAGGAAGGAUGACAGAAAUGGUGAUAAUGGGUUCAUUUGGUUUAGAGUGGAUAACCCAAAUGGCAGGGGAGGAGUGCUGGGAGUGGGAUUAAGUUCAGCAAUUGUGGAGAAUAUUAGAUGGGUGGAAGAAGCAGGAGGGUGGGUUAAUGGGGCAGAAAGAGAAGUUAAGGUGGAGAGGGUAGAACAAAUUUCAGGUGAGACUGAGUGGGAAAGAUUUGGUUGUUAUGUGCUGGUGGAGAGUUUUGUUUUGAGGAGAAUGGAUGGAAGUCUGGUGAUGAAAUGGGAUUUUAGGCACACUAAUAGGAUUCAAUGCAAAUGGGAAUGCGAUUUGUGAAAAACUUCCUCACAUAUAUUGUACAAAAACUUGUAAACCUUUGUAACAAUGGAAUCCUAAUGAUUGUAAAACUUCUAAGAUGAUUUUAGUCCUUCUUAUAUCAUUGCUCUUUAAUUU
Molecule: messenger RNA, 1383 nt
Organism: Corylus avellana
Lineage: Eukaryota; Viridiplantae; Streptophyta; Magnoliopsida; Fagales; Betulaceae
Product: DUF1262 family protein (DUF1262)
Source: RefSeq, a predicted model, not a curated record